UCCCCCAGAAGUAGAACACGGGACUAGCACGUGACUAUCUCGUGCUCUUCUCUUCUUUCUCUUUCUCGCCAGCGAGGGAAAUCAAACCCUAGAGUCCGCCGUCGCCGCCGGCGACUCUCCGGGAUCUCCGGUGACCGCCUCCGCGGAUACAGCAAUUCCUGCCGCGAGACUGAAGCCCCCUUGGGUGAGGGAUUUUCGGGGGCGAGGUGGGUGAUUUGGGGGCGAAGGAGGAGGCGGAGGAUGGGAUCGUCGUCGAAGGUGGUGCGGCCGGAGGAGGUGCUUGAGUCGCUGAAGAAUGACGGCACCAUCGACGCUCUCCGCAUGAAGAUCAUCGCCCAGCUCAAGGCAAACGAGGAUAUGAAGAAAAACACUAUGAUGAUGGUGGAGCAAAGCAAAGUACUGAAUACUCCUGGAGCUGAGAAAAAGACCAAGAGGGAGUUAUUUGAUGCACUUCGGCAGGAACUGGAAACUCCAGUCCUUGAGAAAGCUUCGAAGGCUGUUUGGGAGCUGAUACUUGACAGUGGCGGAUUAGGGAAAGAAAUAACCGAGACUGUGGAGAAAGUCUUCUGCCGGCUCAGUGGAAUCGACAAGAUGCCGCCUCCGCCUUCAGCAGCUGGUGCUCAUCAAGAGAAAGAUGACAUAGCUAUUGAUGAAGGUGAGAAGAGCAAGGAGAUGGAUGUUUCUGAACCAUCACCAUCAUCAUCAAGAAAGAGACCCUUCAGUGACCUCAGCCGGAAAGGAGGAAGUGCUGUACCAAAUGGCAGCGCUACAGACCAGCGUGAUGAGUCUGAGUAUGGCAACCUGAAGAUGUGAUGUUUAUUUGUGCUGUAAUUUUUAGUUCUUAGUGGGUGAAGUAGCUUUGGUGCUUGAAUGGUAAGAAGUUGAUGUAGGUUACAUCUAGAGGUGUAUGUUAUAUUGAUUGAUAUAUGCAUUAUAUACUUCCUGUUUAUGCUUGUCAAGUUAUGUAAGUGACUUCUAUAGGAUGUUUUGACUUUCAAGAAAGCUGAUUAUCCUUAAGUUCCAUCUUCUGAAUAUAGAACGACUUGGGUUGUGGUGAUUGUGUUGAA
Molecule: messenger RNA, 1067 nt
Organism: Phragmites australis (common reed)
Lineage: Eukaryota; Viridiplantae; Streptophyta; Magnoliopsida; Poales; Poaceae
Exons: 3
Coding region: 241-813 (190 amino acids)
Source: RefSeq, a predicted model, not a curated record